This is a messenger RNA of Strongylus vulgaris, 804 nucleotides long. NCBI's taxonomy places the organism in Eukaryota, Metazoa, Nematoda, Chromadorea, Rhabditida, Strongylidae. The record is from the annotation of a GenBank genome assembly.
AUGCAAAAAACCGUAUAUCACCAUCUAAACCUCUUCACAUUUGAUGGUAUUGGAAGAUUUUUCGUCGCCGAAUGCUGGGUACCCCUUGUACACAUGGACGAUGUGAAAGCUGCGCUUGAGAAGGGAGUGGAAACUUCUGGAUCUACCGUCCGUCCUGUGUUAAAUGUUUUGGAAACUCCUGAAGUACCGCCAACGUACAACAGAACUAAUAAGUUCACCGAAGUUUUCCAAGGCAUUGUUGAUUCGUAUGGAAUUGCAACCUAUCGCGAGUUGAACCCCGCUCCUUUCACCAUCAUCUCAUUCCCAUUCAUCUUUGCCUGCAUGUUUGGUGAUAUGGGUCAUGGAAUGCUGAUGUUACUGGCUGGACUUUAUUUCGUACUUCGCGAAAAGAACCUUAUCGAACGUAAUAUUAAGGAUGAGAUAUUUAGCAUGUUUUUCGGGGGUCGUUACAUCAUUCUUCUCAUGGGACUAUUCUCAGUUCACGCUGGUUUCAUGUACAAUGACAUGUUCGCCAAGUCAUUCAACAUUUUCGGUUCAAAAUGGCUGAAUCCUUAUGAACAAAGCGAACUUUCUCAUUGGAUAAAUCAGUCUUACGUUACUCAUAAGGACGAGUUGCGAGAGAUGGAUCCGGGUUACAGUUUCCAGCAUGAAGAGGGUCCGUAUCUCUUUGGUAUGGAUCCUGUUUGGAACUUGGCCAACAACAGGCUGAAUUUCCAGAAUUCACUGAAAAUGAAAAUCUCUGUCAUUGCUGGAAUUGCACAAAUGACGUUUGGCGUAGUGCUGAGUUUGUACAACUACAGGUAA